CCUUGUCCGUUGGUAUGUGAUAUCUAAACCACUCAAACUCGUGCAAGGGAAACUAGUAAGUCAUAUAUAAGACAACAGGAUGAGUUGAAAGUGCAUCAGUGAACUAGUUUGCUUCAUCACCUCCACAACUCCUCAACCAAUAUGUUGGCACUCACUUGUGUGCUUCUGCUGAGCUCCGGAGUUCUGGCUCAAGAGAACUUCCAGUAUCGAUACCAACCCAAGGAAGGAGAGUUCAACUACCAAUUCCAACAAAACCCCGAGCUUUUGGCCCUGGAACCCCCUCAGAUUCAGGCCUCUGCCGACAAUGCUGCCCAAGCUACCCUCAAAGUGGCUGAGCUUUUGAAGAAAGUCGACCUGAAGGAACUGGCUGAGCUUUUUGGCGCCGAUCCCAGUGCCAUUCCCGACAACAACUUUGCCGCUGUCAUUAGCCAAAUUGAAGGCUCGGCCAAUUUGAUCCAACGAGGUGCUCCAGCUCUCUCCAACAUUAUCGAAAAGGUCAAGGCCCGAUUCCCCACCCCCGAGGCACCCGUGGCACCCGUUCCUGAGGCUGCUCAACGACAAUUUGCUCCCGUUCCCGCCCAACAAUACCAGCAACAACAACAACAACAACAAUUUGCCCCUGUUUACGGUUAUCAACAACAACAGCCACAACAGCAAGCUCAACAACCCUACCUAUACUAUGGCUUUAGACAAGCCUAAAUUGCCUUGAGGGCCAGUCGCCGCCAUUCCAAUGAUCCUCAAAAUCAAUCAAAAGUUCAGUCAGUUCGUUCAUGUUGAAAUAUAUUGUCAGGUUUUUAAAGUCAA
Tigriopus californicus is the source of this 804-nucleotide messenger RNA. Its product is annotated as alpha-protein kinase 1-like. Lineage: Eukaryota; Metazoa; Arthropoda; Copepoda; Harpacticoida; Harpacticidae. The coding region runs from base 142 to 699 and encodes 185 amino acids. The transcript has 3 exons. The record is from RefSeq and is a predicted model, not a curated record.